UUCAGUCGACAAUUAAAGUGCCUCCUAUGAAUUUAUUAUGAUUCACUUGCUGGACAUCCUAACCUUCCUCUCCGCCACACAUACCUUGCAUACGUACUGAAUCCCCCUGAAUGAUGUACUCAUACAAGUACUACAAAAGUCAUCGCCAUACAGCCAUUUGUAAGCGGACAUCCACGUGAAACGAAGAAGUAUUUCUGAGCCUGAUAAUUUUUUAUAAAAUGGAACGUGACGAGCAUUAAAAAUGGCGGCGCGGCCGAACAGGCCUCGCGGAUGGCUUCGGCCUUUAGCCUAUGCACUGCCGGCUUCGGGUUUUGGUGUAAUGAAUUAUCAAACGGGUUCCCUGUGUUGUUGGGUAAGGCCUGGUGCUAAAUAACUAUCCAAGAUGGCGGCGGCGUUGUAGAUUGUUCCACAAGAUGAAGUUAGACGACAGCGUGGUCCGUUCUCUGCGAGUUGCCAAGGUAUUCAGAGAAAACAGUGACAAUGUCAACCAUAUGGCAUUCUCUGCUAACGGCGAAUCGCUGAUUACAAGUAGCAAUGAUGAUUCAAUAGUCAUUUACGAUUGUGUCGACGGAAAACCGAAAAAGACGAUUUACAGUAAAAAGUAUGGAGUAGCAAACAUCCAAUACACCCAUGCUCAAAACACAGUUAUUCACACCUCUACAAAAGUUGAUGAUACAAUACGUUAUUUGUCUCUACAUGAUAACAAGUAUCUCAGAUAUUUUCCUGGUCACACUAAAAGAGUGACAACUCUUCACAUGUCGCCAGUAGAAGACACGUUCGUGUCUGGGUCGUUGGACCGUACCCUCAGAAUAUGGGACUUAAGGUCUCCCAACUGUCAGGGACUGAUGCAUGUAAAUGGUAGGCCUGUGGCGGCCUUUGACCCUGAGGGUCUCAUCUUUGCUGCUGGUAUUGACUGUGAAAUGAUAAAGCUCUACGACCUUCGAUCAUUUGAUAAGGGCCCAUUCUCUACAUUUCAUAUACAGACAGAUCCAAACAUUGAAUGGAAUUCCAUCAAGUUUAGCUAUGAUGGGAAGAUGAUUCUCCUUUCCACCAAUGGGGGAUCCAUUUACCUGAUUGAUGCCUUCCAGGGAACCCAGCUACAUGCAUUCACUGGGCAUGCAGUGUCAAAAACAAACCCUUGUGAGGUGACAUUUAGCCCAGAUUCUCAAUAUGUCAUAUCAGGCUCCCAAGAUGGGAAAGUGCACUUUUGGGCAUCCGACAGCGGCCAUAAGAUAUCUACACUAGAAGGGAACCACCCUGGUUCUACACGGUGUGUCAAGUUCAACCCCAAGUUCAUGAUGCUUGCAAGUGCAUGUACUAACAUGGCAUUUUGGCUACCAAAUCUUGAAGAUCUACCAGAGGCAAACAGAUAGUUAAAAAGAUGUCAGCCCAAGAUUAUUGAAAUCUUCAUUUCCUUAUUAUAUUAUACUGGUGUUGUCCCUCUGUGAGGACAUUGCAUGACAGCCUUCUAAACCACACGACAUCCUUUCAAUACAAGACAGUUUUUACAAUGACGUCCUUUCAAUACAAGACAGCUUUUACAAUGACGUCCUUUCAAUACAAGACAGCUUUUACAAUGACAUCCUUUCAAUACCAGACAGCUUUUACAAUGACGUCCUUUCAAUACAAGACAGCUUUUACAUUUGUAGCUUACACGGAUCUUAAGCACUACGAAAUAGAAAAAGAGAGAGGGUUAAUUUAGUGGGUUAACAAUUAAAACCAGUGACAAUAGUGCGCUCAUGUGUUUACUGGGUUUUUAUCUGCAAAUGCUUUUUAACAACCUUUUUUUAUGUAUUUGAUAAAAUUUUGUUUUGGAGGUUGUAUCUUGUCUUUGUGAACAAAUAGCUAAACCCUAUCCUGAUAACCUGGCUAUAUCAUACAUAGGUACCAGAGUGGCCUGUAUAUUGUUUUUAUGUUACUGUAUACCAAAGCAGUCCUUAUUGUAGUCGAAUGUAAAUAAAUGACACACUUUUGAAAA
This is a messenger RNA of Nematostella vectensis (starlet sea anemone), 1978 nucleotides long. RefSeq names its product WD repeat-containing protein 82. The record is from RefSeq and is a predicted model, not a curated record. Gene Ontology annotation, cellular component: Set1C/COMPASS complex. Lineage: Eukaryota; Metazoa; Cnidaria; Anthozoa; Actiniaria; Edwardsiidae. Gene Ontology annotation, molecular function: chromatin binding; protein binding. The coding region runs from base 414 to 1373 and encodes 319 amino acids. The transcript has 9 exons.